AUGUCGUUACUUUUCUUAUUAUGGCUGAUAGGAGCUUUCCAACUAGGCUACUGUGGACCACCAGACGGACAAGCGGUCAGAUACCUCACCACUUUCGGUUACAUGUCAGGACCAAAGGCACCAACAGGCGCAGCUAGUAAACCACUAGAGCCCACCAAGUAUGAUCUACAAGUAGCCCUCAGGCGGUUUCAGGAAGCUUUUCUGCUCUAUCCGUCGGGUGUCGUCGACGUGCCAACGCUUGCGAAAAUGUCCGAGUACAGAUGUGCCAACAGGGACAUGUACAAUGGAGCCGAGCUGAAGAAUCUUCCGAAGAAACUUCUCUGGAACAAGAAGACGCUACUGUGGUACCUCUCAGGAAAUCCGUCGUCGUUGACUCUGGCCCAAACAAAACCGAAGACCCGUUCGAAAGCUGAUAUUAUUAUUUCGUUUGGUGACCUGGGAGAUGUGUUCGUGAACGUGGCUGCUGGAUCUACACGACCAAUAAACAGCCAAAUAAUUCUCGUGAAGCACCAUCUUUGGGGCUAUCGGAACCAUGAGCCGAGAGGCAUCUCACUCUUCCAUACACUGCUUCAUGAAAUAGGCCACGCCCUUGGAUUACCACACAAUUUCUACAGAGGAUCGAUAAUGUACCCGAUCCUGAAACCUGCGAUGGUUCCAUAUGCACAUGAGCGACUACCAAUGUCGAUAAAAGUGCGCACUGGAGGAAGCGUUACGGUAAAUUAG
Molecule: messenger RNA, 723 nt
Organism: Cooperia oncophora
Lineage: Eukaryota; Metazoa; Nematoda; Chromadorea; Rhabditida; Trichostrongylidae
Source: the annotation of a GenBank genome assembly